GUCAGCUGGUGUGAUUUGCUGCUGUCGCUUUUGGCGUUCGGCCAUCCAGAAACAAACCAGUUCGAUGACUACUAAUAGUUAUAGCCAGAUGUACUAAUACACAACAAAUCACAGUCCUGCAGAGGGGUGCGCAAAUGAAUUCCUAUUUUGUGAAUCCCACUUUCCCCGGGAGCCUGCCCAGCGGCCAGGACUCCUUCCUGGGCCAGCUGCCCCUCUACCCGGCCGGCUAUGACGCGCUGAGGCCCUUCCCGGCCUCGUACGGGGCGUCGAGCCUCCAGGACAAGACGUACACCUCACCUUGUUUCUACCAACAGUCCAAUUCGGUCCUGGCCUGCAACCGGCCCUCCUACGAGUACGGGGCCUCGUGUUUCUACCCUGAUAAGGACCUCAGUGGCGCCUCGCCCUCGGGCAGUGGCAAGCAGAGGGGCCCCGGGGACUACCUGCACUUUCCUCCCGAGCAGCAGUACAAACCCGACAGCAGCAGCGGGCAGGGCAAAGCCCUCCAUGACGAAGGCACCGACCGGAAGUACACGAGCCCCGUUUACCCCUGGAUGCAGCGGAUGAACUCCUGCACGGGUGCUGUGUACGGAAGCCACGGUCGCCGAGGCCGCCAGACCUACACGCGCUACCAGACGCUGGAGCUGGAGAAGGAGUUCCACUUCAACCGCUACCUGACGCGGCGCCGCCGCAUCGAGAUCGCCAACGCGCUGUGCCUCACCGAGCGCCAGAUCAAGAUCUGGUUCCAGAACCGACGCAUGAAGUGGAAGAAGGAGAAUAAACUCCUCAAUUCCACGCAGCCCAGCGGGGAGGACGGAGAGGCAAAGGCGGGCGAGUAGAAGCCUGGGCCAGGACCAGGACCAGGACUGGCCAGCGCCGCAACCUUCCUCAACUCUGCCCCCUUGCCCUCGCUGCUCCCCAACGUCU
Messenger RNA from Echinops telfairi (small Madagascar hedgehog), 924 nucleotides. It is a transcript of the gene HOXA6, whose product is annotated as homeobox A6. The record is from RefSeq and is a predicted model, not a curated record. Gene Ontology annotation, molecular function: DNA-binding transcription factor activity, RNA polymerase II-specific; RNA polymerase II cis-regulatory region sequence-specific DNA binding. Gene Ontology annotation, biological process: regulation of transcription by RNA polymerase II; anterior/posterior pattern specification. Gene Ontology annotation, cellular component: nucleus. The coding region runs from base 135 to 836 and encodes 233 amino acids. NCBI's taxonomy places the organism in Eukaryota, Metazoa, Chordata, Mammalia, Afrosoricida, Tenrecidae. The transcript has 2 exons.